AGAGGGUCCGUCGGUUCACUACUUCCCGAGCGUUGAAGUUUCCUGUGGGUGUCGGCUGCACUUUCUCCCUUUAAAACUCUUUAUUAUGACUUUAGGGGGUACGAAUACGGCUAAUGGGUAUUCAGGCGGGGAUUACCUCUCCGAAGAAAGUGUGCUUCGUUCGUACCCUCUCUACCCGACAAAGAAGAGGAGAUGCUGCAACGUCAACGGAGACGGAUUCACGAUCAUCUCCGCUUGCUUCUGCAUCUUCACCACGGCGCUCACGAUCGCUUUCAUUGCGCAGCUCAAUUAUGGCAGUCCGCAGGUCACGCCCCACGGAGCUGUAUCGACCGACGAGGAGGAAUGCAGCCACGUGGGCAUCACCGUCAUGAGGGACGGUGGCAGUGCAGUUGAUGUUGCAAUUGCGUCGAUUCUCUGCAUGACUGUAGUGCAUCCGCAUGCAGUGGGACCGGGAGGGAGCGGCGUGAUGCUGGUGCACGACCACAAGACCAACUCGUCCACCGUCGUCGACUUCAUGAGCGGCGUCCCUCGCUCGCACCGCGCGGAGGAGGCCCAGCCGCUGCCCACAGAUGGCCGGAGCAUCGGCGUGCCCGGCCUCCUCCGCGGGCUGGAGUACGCGCACGCCAAGUUCGGAAAACUUCCCUGGCGAAAACUGUUCCAGCCGAGCAUUGACAUCGCGAGGAAGGGCUUCGUCGUCUCGGCCCACCUGGAGGAGGCCCUCGGGAAAUCGAACGUGACUCAGGUGGACGGCGUGACGGAGUUCGACAAGACGUUCUUCCCCCGAGGCAUCAUGCUGAAGAAGGGCGCCUUCAUGCAGAGGGAGAACUACGCCGAGUUCCUGGAGGUGGUGGCCAAGCACGGCGCUGAUAGUUUCUAUGCGCUAAAUUUCGGCGUAGAGGAGAUGGAAGCCCUUCAAGAAAAUGGCGCCGAAAUCCAUGUGAAAGAUUUUGAAGAUUAUGAGCCCCGAGAACGCCCAUGCAUACACAUGUCACUGAAUAACAUGUCCGUGUUCACCGCACCAGCGCCUUUCGGAGGACCGCAGUUACUGACGGCCUUGCAACUCCUUCGCAACACGAAUUUAACGACGCAUUUGCCGCUGUCGAAUUUCUACCACUCCUUUAUUGAAGCCAUUAGGAGGAGCUACGCCGGUUUCGUCGGUUUAGGUAAGAAGUCGACGUCCACCGAAUGGAUUGAUCAAACGGUCACGGCAGCCGACCCUAAUGUCUUCCGACUUCCUGAACAGACGGCUUCUUCAGUGUCUGUUAUAGAUACUUUUGAUCGAUAUGUUACUCUGAUUGCUGGCCUUGGAACCUAUUUUGGGUCCCGCGUGAUGACCAAGAGCGGGAUUCUCUUCAACAACCAUCUGUCCAACAUGCCUCCUCACAGCCACCCCGACAGCGAGCACUUUUCACACGCCAGACCUCUUAAUACUUACACGCCUGUUAUUAUCACAGACGUUCAGCAGGUGUGUGGGAUGAGAGCGGUGCUGUCAAGUCCAGAAGUGGGAGCAAUGAUCCAGGUGAUAAGUCAGUUGCUGCUCCGAGGCCAGAACCUCACCCAGGCCAUUGAACAGCCGAGAAUUACCAUCAGACCAGGACUAGACCAAGUCUUUGUUGAAGACUUGGGUACCAUCGACCGUCUGCCAGGAACCGUAAGAAAUGACCUUCUAACAAUGAACCACACACUCCAGAUCCUACACCUCCCAUACUCUAGUGUCAAUGGGGUUUCCAAGACCAAAGAUAAGUUGGUGUCUCGUUCUGAUGCCCGUGGAGGUGGGGUUGCGCAUAGGCUGGAACCUGCCUCGACACAUACUGUUAAUAUUACAACAGAUCUUUGAUUUUAAAUGCCAAUGGCACCUGAUAUUUACCUAUACUCUUUUGUGCCUCUUACACCAAACCUUUAACUAUACAAUAACUAUCUAUUACACCAAACCUUUAAAUAAACUGUAAGCACCUUUCACACCAGACUUUAACUAUUGUAUGGGUACCAAUUACACUGGGACAUAACUACAAAGGAGUGUCACUUUUAUUUGACUUAACUACACAGAAGCUUUAUCUGUAGAGCCUACAACAAUAGACCUUCAGAUGAAUGCCAAUUUCACAGCAGACUUUUAACUACAUUGUAUGCAACUAGUGCACUAGAUCUUUAACUAUAUAUUAGCACUUGUUUCAUUAUAUAAUAUAUAUUGUGGAUAUAAAGGCACACUUAUUGUUUUAAUCUACUGUUAUUAAAAUGUAUUUAUGUAUAGUUUUUAUUUAUGAAUUUAUUAAAAUAAUUUUACCUUAUAUAACCCAUUCCUUUUUCCAUACACUAAAUCCUUGAACCGAUUGAAAAUGCAAAAAUAUAUAUCUUGAAAUAUUGUGUGUAUUUGUUGGGACAUUAAAACAAGAAACCCUAAAAGUAUGUUUAGAAUUUGUUAUAUGAAAAAUAUUCAUUGCACUUGAAAAUCAAGCUUUAGGUUAGUAUAAAAAUGUGAAAUGCAAAAAUCGAGGCAGCAGUAAAACAUUUUUUCAUCCUGCUCUGUUUGUAAUUUCUGACAGAUGGAGAUGGAAUUGGUAUUGCAUUCAGCAUUCAGAGAAGCGAAGGUGAUUUUUUUUUACUCCCCCCCCCCCCCCCCCCACAUUUUCUCUUAAAAAAUAGAAAUGUGAAGAAAAUACUUUUUGAUAAUGCAGCAUCAAGAAAAAAAUCAAAAUAAAGGUGAAACAAAUUCAGCCAAACCACACUUUGUGGUUAAGAUGACCAAUUUUUGACUUGGUAUUACUUUGCUAAUUUAGUGUUAUAGUUUUUGUUUAUUUUAUUUUUUUUUUUUUUACAUACAGAUGUCUCUACAUGUGCUCGGCCAGCAAGGAGCCUAUCAGUAGCCCUAGUGACCGUUCCUGAUUUCCUUAUUCCUUGAAUUGGUGGGAAAAUCUGUUUUUCUUUUUAAUACAAUCAAUAUCAAUACUGUUAUUACUGUUAUUGAUGUUAUGAUUUUCAAGUUGUUAUUAGAAUCUUGGUAACAUUUAAGACAAUGAAAUAAUGCAAAAGAACCUUUCAAAAAGUCAAGGAAGAGAGUAAAUAGGGGAGAUAGGUACGAUAAUAACCGACUCUUUGGUGACUAAGUACUUGUAGAGCCAUCUGUGUAAAUACUUUCAGAUAUAUAUAUAUUGCAUUUUUGCUAAUGAAGUCAGGGUAUGUCUCCUACAUUUAAGGAGUGUUUAGGACUUGACGACUGGUCCACUUUUUAAUUUUAUUUUUGCUUAUUCUUCUCACUAAAUUGAAAAUAUAACAUCUUUAGAAUUCAAGAUCUCGAGCAGUUGAGCAUAGAAUGAUGAGCAGAAAAAAUCCUUUAAGUACCAUCAAAUGGUCUUUUCAAGAGGUAAAUGCAUUACUUUGUCAAUAUAUAUAUUAAUUUAUUAUGUAAUAUACAACUCAAGUAUAUGGAAAGUUUCAUAUAUUGAUUCAUAAGAAAAUGAGACACACUUACCAGCCAGCAACACUUAUUAUUUUUAAAAUAUCGUCCGUGAACUUCCACCAUAAAAUGGGUCAUAAAUACCCAACCAAGAGGACUUCAGACAGCAGCAAACUCCACUAUGAUUUCCCCUUUCUAAGCAUACUUGGGAAACUCUCUACAUUACUCAACAGUUUAGAUAUCCCAGCUCAAUUGGGCAGAUGACUUUUCAGUAAAUUUGACUGCUAGCAUCACUGACACCAUUUCAUUUACACCCCCCCCCCCCAUGUUUUUUGAGAAAAUGCCAUGUUAAGCAUAAAUUUCUGCAAUUAUGUUCUGACCACCUUACCUCUAAUAUCUUUGUUCACCCUAGUUGAAAGGCAUUCUGACAUUUUGUGGUGGAAUCACACCUAUCAUAAUCAAUACUAGAGGUUUAUAAAAAAUUCUGAUUAUCGGCACUGCUUGCUAAGGGUUAAAAAAAAAGAACAUUUACACUGUUAGGUCUCCAUAUUUCAAAACAGAAAAAAAAAGAAAAAUACAAGCAGCUGAUACAUAAGAAAAAUUAAUGCACUUACAAGUUGCGAAUAACCAAUUAUAAUUUGUGAAGGUAUAAAAUCAAAAGAACGAAAACCAAGGUGAUUGUUUAUUGAUAUCAAAAUGAAGGCCGAGAAGGCAAUCAGGAACUUGAUGCCUUACAGAAAAAGGGGAGGGAAAUAUUGUGUAAAUAUUUUGAAAAACUGCUAUAAGUAAUUGUAGUUGUACGGUUUUUCCUAUAUUCAGUCUUGUUCUGUACUUGCACUGCUAUAACAAGGAAUAUGCACACUUUUCUCAUGGCAGUCAUAUGUUCUCCAUGUGUGCUAGUUUGAACUUCUUUCAGAUGGCUUUACAAAAGAUUCUGCAUAGGGUUAUUACGAAAUCCUUGUCUAUUACUUUUCUUCUUCCUUUUUUUAUUUUUUUUAGUUUAUCUUUUGUUUCUUGAGCAGAAUUAUAUAUGCAGUAAGUAAUACUUCUUUUACAGUGAGAUUUACAUUACCCUGAAAUGUUGAAUAAGCUCUUCAAUGGGUUACACGGGAUCUUCCUAAAAAGUACCAAAAAUGACACACAUUUCAAAAAAAUUUAUAGUGACACUGUUAUCAUGAAUUACUAAAUAAAGAUAUUUUAAAAGAGAGGAGAAGAGAGAGUGUGCGAGAGAUUUGUGAAGUACAUAUCACAAAUUUCACCAUAUCAAAAGGCAAGACCAAGAGAGAAUGGUCAUGCCAGAGCCUCUGCAAGUACAAUGGGUAAUUUGUCAUUGUGCCCUCAUGCAGUCGGCUCAAUUCCUGGCUCGGUCAGGAGUGCCGUCACGAGACAAAAGUUACCGGUGUUUGGAAAAGAUCACAGUUGUGUACGUCUAAUUCUAUUGGCCAUAUAAAAGGGGGGGAAAUGGUGAAGUUAUAUAGAAAAAGAAAUCUAAAUGUAGAAAAAAGUAAACAAAUAAAAGGGAUCAACUGACAGGUCUUUAAUAGUCACUUUGGGCCCGUAAAUGAACUUAAAUAAAAAUAAAGAAGUUUUACAUAACACAAUCACUGGGCAUUACAUGAAUAUCAAACAAUCACUGGGAUAUAUAUGUAAUUUUUUGUUUUUUUUUGUUUUAAUAAGCUUUCGUUUCUUUGUUUUUUUUUAUACAGCAUAACCACGUAAAAAUUAUUCACACAAAAUCAAAAAAAAAUUUAAAUCACAUUCCAAAUAUAUGGAAUAAAUUAUUUCCACUUUUAUUCCCAUGUCCAUUGCGUGGAAGACAUGCCCAAAACGGAGACUAAGCAAUAAUCACUCAUGAAUGAAAAUCAUAAUUAUCUUUUUUUUUUAACAUUCACACUUACUAAAAUUACAAAAAGAUGUUGAUGUUUAGGAACAUUAAAAAUAGAUACAAUUCCUGAAUUAUGGUAAAUCAUGUAAUAUAUGGGCUGUGUCUGUCUGUCUUUUUCUUUCUUUUUUUCCCCCUUUCCAUUUUUUUCUCUUGCAUAUAAAAAAAAGGCAGUGAAGUUUUGAUGUCUUAAUGGAUGCUUUUACUAUAUUGCCAGAUACCUUUUUUUUUCUUUUCUUUCUGUGAAUCACAUUGGAAAUAUUUGAUAUCCCAUCAUCUAUCUUGGCAACAUGCUUUCUCCGAGUUCAUUAUAUUCUCAAAGCAAACCGCAUCCUCCCUUCUAAGAUUGGCACAAGAAUUUUUACUAUUACGAAAAAUACAUCAGCCCUUCGAAAUGAAUGACAUGUUACAGCUGUUAUGCAGUAAUGAUGAAAGUCUCAGGGCUACUAGUAUCAAAAAUAAGUUAAGAGGAUAUAUACUAAAAACAACCUUUUUUUUUCUCUCUCUUUUGAUAUAACAGACUAUGUAUCAACUAAUUCAAUAUCUCUGCACUGUAGGACAAACUCUGGUGGGACGAACUAAGCUCAUAGCCCUUACUCUCUCUCUUUUUAUUUUUUAUUUUUUUUAAUCCCAACAUCCCGUUUGUUUUCUUUGCCUUUCUUUAGUAGUUUCAAGUGCACGACGGUUAGCACCUAAUGGGUGUGGGGAAUGUACAACAGUUAAACUAUGUACUUUUGAGUACCUCGUAGGUCUUGCCAAAACACAUACCCCAAAGGAUGUGCUCAAAGGAUGGUUAUGGAUAUAGUUUUUUUUGUUUUUUUUUUCAUAUUAUAAAUGCAUUUCCCA
Messenger RNA from Penaeus chinensis, 6119 nucleotides. Its product is annotated as glutathione hydrolase 7-like. The record is from RefSeq and is a predicted model, not a curated record. Gene Ontology annotation, molecular function: glutathione gamma-glutamate hydrolase. The coding region runs from base 86 to 1837 and encodes 583 amino acids. Gene Ontology annotation, cellular component: plasma membrane. Gene Ontology annotation, biological process: glutathione catabolic process. The transcript is spliced from 12 exons. Lineage: Eukaryota; Metazoa; Arthropoda; Malacostraca; Decapoda; Penaeidae.